Molecule: messenger RNA, 736 nt
Organism: Dermacentor albipictus
Lineage: Eukaryota; Metazoa; Arthropoda; Arachnida; Ixodida; Ixodidae
Source: RefSeq, a predicted model, not a curated record
AUGCAUGCUACAACGAGUGGCGACGAGGGUGGGACCAUAAACUUAGGCCGAGAUUGCGCAGGACAAGAAGAAUGGCGAAGUUCUUGGAUUUCGAGCCUUCCACCGAUGAUGGCGAAGAAGAUUUCAUGUCUUAUGUUGAAAGAUUUGACCACUACUGGGAAGUGACCCAAAACAAGGAUGACAGCCUGAAGAAGUCUGCCUUUAUAACAGCCAUCGGUAAACGCCCCUACAAAACGCUGAAGGACCUGUUGCUACCGGCCAAGCCAGAAGACAAAUCAUUCGUUGAAAUCGUCGCAGUCCUGAGGGAACACUACUCUCCGGGAAGCAAAGUUAUCGCCGAAAGGUUCAAGUUUAAUCGCCGCUACCAGACGGAAGGUGAGACAAUUUCUGCAUUUGCCGUGGAACUACGCCAUAUGGCAGCAAGAUGCGAUUUUGGGCCGUUUCUGGACGAUGCUCUUCGAGACAGGUUCGUGGCUGGCCUCAGCGACGCUUCGGUUCAAGCCAGCCUUCUGACGAAAAAGGAGCUAAGCUUCGGAUCUGCGUAUGACCUAGCCAGAAGCGCGGAACUGGCUCCGAAAGAAUCCAAAAGUGCUGGAAUCCAAAAGCCCAACCUCAGACAAGACUUUUCGCGACGAAGACGUCCACGUCAUUCAGAAGGGUCAACAAAGACAAAAGCCGAGGACUUCGGCGGGUCUUGCAGCCGGUAGUUGUUGUUACCGAUGUGCAGAGCAACACG